GUGCAUUCAGUGGCGCUCCACAGGCCCUAGUGCGAGCACCACAAUGGUUUCCGCUCGCAGCAAGAAGAUUGUGAAGGAGAGGGGGCAGGAGCCCGAUGAGUUCGAGGAGCAGGUGGCCCAGGCUCUGUUUGACCUGGAGGCUACCAACGCGGAGCUGAAGAGCGACCUGCGCGACCUCUACAUCACCUCUGCCAAGGAGGUCGAUGUCGCCAACGGUGCCAGGAAGGCCAUCAUCAUCCACGUGCCCUACCGCCUGCUGAAGGCUUUCCACAAGAUUCAGCAGCGCCUGGUGCGCGAGCUGGAGAAGAAGUUCAGCGGCCGGGACGUGGUUAUUGUCGGCACCCGCCGCAUUCUGCCGCCCCCUCGCAACGGCAAGACCAACGCGCGCCCCCGCAGCCGCACCCUCACCGCGGUGCACGACGCCGUGCUGGACGACCUCGUGUACCCGACGGAGAUCGUCGGCAAGCGCAUUCGCUACCGGCUGGACGGCUCUAAGGUCCUCAAGGUGCACCUGGACCCCAAGGACCGCAACACCACCGAGUACAAGCUGGAGACGUUCGCCAGCGUCUACAAGCGCCUCACAGGCAAGGACGUGAGCUUCGAGUUCCCGGUUGCCGAGUCCUCGUAAGCGUUAGGGUGUGGCGAUGCCCUGCGGAGGAGUCACAUCUGUAACGUACCAGUCCGGGAGUGCUCAGGACUAGCCAGCAUCCCUCCAUUGCCUAAGCCAGUGGCAU
This is a messenger RNA of Astrephomene gubernaculifera, 734 nucleotides long. Lineage: Eukaryota; Viridiplantae; Chlorophyta; Chlorophyceae; Chlamydomonadales; Astrephomenaceae. The record is from the annotation of a GenBank genome assembly.